Messenger RNA from Melopsittacus undulatus (budgerigar), 1577 nucleotides. RefSeq names its product cyclin E2 (gene CCNE2). Lineage: Eukaryota; Metazoa; Chordata; Aves; Psittaciformes; Psittaculidae. Gene Ontology annotation, molecular function: cyclin-dependent protein serine/threonine kinase regulator activity. Bases 90 to 1301 code for a protein of 403 amino acids. The record is from RefSeq and is a predicted model, not a curated record. Gene Ontology annotation, biological process: G1/S transition of mitotic cell cycle; regulation of cyclin-dependent protein serine/threonine kinase activity. Gene Ontology annotation, cellular component: nucleus; cytoplasm; cyclin E2-CDK2 complex. The transcript is spliced from 12 exons.
AGGCAGCCGGCGGAGCCUCCCCCCGCGGCGGGGGCCGACCUCGGGCCCGGUGCGACGGAUCGAGGUAGAGAUCUUACAACCCAAAGAAGAUGUCAAGACGUAGUAGCCGUUUGCAAGCCAAGCAGCAGCAGCUACCACUGUCAUGUCAAGAAGAGUCUCCGCAGGAGUCAGAACAUCUCCAGACCAGAAAAAGGAGAACAGCAGAGCAGGAGAUGAAGAAAAGAGAAGAUGGGAAAAUUGCUAAAAAACAUCAAUAUGAGAUUAAGAGUUGUUGGCCGCCCACGAUAACAGGAGGCAUCUCGCCUUGCAUAAUUAUUGAAACGCCUCACAAAGAGUCAGUAACCACUGACUUCUCCAGGUUCAAAAAGUACCGGUUCAGAAAUCUCUUCAUAAACCCAUCACCUCUGCCAGAACUCAACUGGGGAAAUUCCAAAGAUGUCUGGCUCAACAUUCUGAAGAAGGAGAACAGAUACGCGCAUUGCAAACAUUUCACAUCACUACAUUCCAGUUUGCAACCUCACAUGAGAUCAAUACUGUUAGACUGGCUCUUAGAGGUAUGCGAGGUGUAUGCACUCCACAGGGAAACCUUCUACCUAGCUCAAGACUUUUUUGAUAGAUUCAUGUUGACACAGAAGAACAUUAACAAAAGCAUGCUUCAGCUCAUAGGAAUUACCUCAUUAUUCAUUGCCUCCAAACUUGAGGAAAUCUACGCUCCUAAGAUACAGGAAUUUGCUUACGUCACUGAUGGUGCUUGCAGUGAAGAUGAUAUUGUCAGAAUGGAACUUAUUAUGUUAAAGGCUUUAAAAUGGGAACUCUGUCCAGUGACAAUCAUCUCUUGGCUGAACCUCUAUCUUCAAGUGGAUGCUCUGAAGGAUGUUCCGAAAGUACUGCUACCUCAGUAUUCUCAGGAAAAAUUCAUUCAGAUAGCACAGCUCUUAGACUUGUGUAUUCUGGAUGUGAAUUCUUUGGACUUCCAGUACAGAACACUUGCUGCUGCAGCACUCUGCCACUAUACCUCAAUUGAAGUUGUUAAGAAAGCUUCAGGCUUAGAUUGGGACAGCAUUUCAGAGUGUGUUGAAUGGAUGGUUCCCUUUGUGGCUGUGGCAAAAAAAGCCCCUGUGAAGCUGAAGAACUUCAAGAAAGUUGCAGUAGAGGAUCGGCAUAACAUCCAAACACACACAAAUUACUUGGACAUGCUGGAAGAAGUAAACAGUGAAGUAGCAUCUACUGCCCCAGGUCAGUUAUCACCUGUGUCAACAGGAGGAAUCAUCACCCCUCCCAAAAGUACAGAGAAGAAAUGAAAUGUGGAGAACAGCCAUCAAACACAGAAUAGGAUUUGGUGCUUCAGAACAAGACCACACUAACGGUGACUCACACUCUUACUGCUGUUUGAGACCUGAGCACUAAGAGAUGCAGCAGAUACAAAUUGAGACCAGUGUCCUGCUACAAACUUGAGUUAGGCAGGGCAGCAGCCCCUGUGCCACCACAGGAGCCAGGACUGCUCUGCUCCCUUCUAACACACAACUUAGUUCAACUCUGACCAUUCCUAAUUUAUGACUUUUAACAAUUUUUUUUUU